This is a messenger RNA of Polistes dominula (European paper wasp), 1511 nucleotides long. RefSeq names its product proto-oncogene serine/threonine-protein kinase mos (gene Mos). Lineage: Eukaryota; Metazoa; Arthropoda; Insecta; Hymenoptera; Vespidae. Gene Ontology annotation, molecular function: ATP binding; protein serine/threonine kinase activity. The record is from RefSeq and is a predicted model, not a curated record. Gene Ontology annotation, biological process: protein phosphorylation.
UACAGUAUUAAGAAGUAAUAAUUAGUAAUAAUAAUAAUAAUAAUAAUAAUAAUAAUAAUAAUAAUAAUAAUAGGGCUCUUAGUAGCUGAUUUUACGCCUUAAGAUAAAUAGAAAGAAUGAGAAUCGAAUAAAAUAUAAUAUUUUAAUUGCUUUCCGUUGUAAAUUCUAUUAUUUACUUAAAUAUUACAUCUACGUUUGUUUUUCUUUUGUGACCUUUUGUCAUAAACAAGAUAUAAGGAAACCUUUACCUGUAUCUAUCUAUCUAUCAAACAAAAAAAAUAUAUAUAUAUAUAUAUAUAUAUAUUUACUUGAAUUAUUAUUAUUAUUCCACGUUGUUGGAUUAAUUAUAAAAUGAAUAAAUUGUUAAUGUGUAUUAAAUGGCAUCGCCAAGAUUAAUUUCUAAAUUUCGAAGUUUAUCUCCGAUAUCAAGUUCAAGGUAAUAAUACGCAAAACGUUAAAUUCAUUUAAAUAAAAUAUUUUAUUAGAAAACAAUUCUUGCGUUGUGUUUUGUCAUUCCAUUCAAUGAGAAGUAUCAUUUGUAGAAAUAAUACAUUGAGUCCUAGAAGUCUUCUAACAAAUAAUAAUUAUGUUAAAUCGCCGGAAAAUAAAAAUAAAUUAUCACCUUUUAAUGUUAAUACGCCUGAUAGAAAAGAAAUUCUUCGAAAUGGUCUACCUAAUAAACAACGAACCGUGUUAGGUAUUGGUGGUUUUGGUACAGUGUACAAGGCAAUGUAUAAAGGAACUCAAGUAGCUGCUAAAAUAUUGGAAAAAUCAAAGAAUAAAAAUAAUACAAUAAAUUCAGAGAAACACGCUUGUUUAUUGAGGCAUGCCAAUAUCGUCAAUAUUUUAAGCAUUGAAGAAGGUGCUGCUUUAUCAUUGAUAACAAUGGAAUUAUGUGGUACAACGUUGCAAGAUCAAUUGGAAGAGAAAGAAUUAGAUAAAAGGGAACGUGUUCGUAUUUGGAGAGAUAUAACUUGUGCUCUUCAAUUUUGUCAUAAAAUGGGUGUCGUUCAUGCCGAUGUAAAACCAAAAAAUAUUUUAAUUGGAAAUUGUGGUCAACCUAAACUUACUGAUUUUGGAAGUUCUGUGUUAAUAGAUGAAGUACACGAACAACAGAUAUCUUACGUAAUGAAAAGUACGCCAGGUUAUGCAGCACCAGAAGUCUUAUGUGGUAUGAUUCCUAGUCCUGCAGCAGACAUUUAUUCGUUAGGUGUUUUAGCUUGGCAAUUACUUUCUAGAAAGAUACCAUUUGUGGGAUUACACGUGCAUACUAUUAUAUAUUUAUCUAUAAAAGGAAAAAGACCAUCCGAUGAAGAUCUCAACGAUGAAUUUGAUGGACGAUAUAAAUCAUUGUAUAGAGAAAUGUGGUCUCAAAAAAUGAAUGUUAGACCAAUAGCAAGUAAAGUUAUCCAUAUGCUUGAUAUCUUAGCAGAUAAGUAGAUUUUAUUUAAAAUUAAAUAUUAUAUUCUAUACUUGCGAGUAUACCCGUAGCUUAUUUUUAUACAUUAUUA